AUGCGAGGAAUUGGUUUUAGAAGUGAGGCCCUGAGCUCUCAUUUUGUCUGCCCGUCAUGUUGCACGCGGCUUACCGGUGAUGGCUACCUCCGCUGGUAUACAGUUCGCCCUGGUCACCGCGCCCGCUUUGUUGCCCAACAAUCAAGAAAGCUCUCGACUGGAGCGUACAGUCCGUGGUCGUUCAAGCGGCUUAAAACAGCAUGGAAUGCGUCGAAGCUCAAAGAUCCGGAAGGGUCAGAGCCCCCUUUCCUCCUGCAAGCUCUGUCCUUCAAUCUUGACACGCAUAGACGGACCGAAGCCGAUUUGAAGAGACAAGACGGCAGACCAUACAAAACCUUCACUACCGAAUUAAUGGAUACAUACUACUCCAUGGAAGAUGGAAUUCUUGAUUACUUUGACAGAGAGAAUCCAGAUAUGGUUGUAUAUGCCUUUUUGGGCCCUGAGCAAAUCCAGUCUAUCACGUAUAAUUUACCCGACUCGGCGUUUGCUGUAGCACUCUCCCUCCUUACCCCUUCACAUUUUAUCGAGCCUCAUAAAAAACUACACAGAAGAUUUCAUCCGGCCGUGGCACACGCCAAGGGUUAUAAGACGCUCGAAGUAACCUUUGACGAGUUCAAACGGGUUCUCCAUUUCGCUGUUGAGAAACGCCGCGGGGCUGGCUUCAAAUUGGGAAUUUCCGAAUAUACUCAUCUUCUGGAUUGCGCACGGUCAAUGGGAGAUGCGGACAUGGCGGACUGUCUGUGGCAUGAUAUGAGGGUGGACGGAAUCGAGCCAAAUACUGCCUGUUACAACCAUUGCAUGGAAGCAAAAGCGUGGCACCAUGCAUACGUGUCGAAAGAGAAAUUCAAUUUAAGAUUCACGCCCUGGGUUUAUAGGAAGCGAAGUUAUAGCGACAAGAAUGUUGGUUACCAAGGAUACAGCACUGCCGGCGAAAACAGUGUUCGGCAACAAGUGCUUCGGUUGUUUGACGAAAUGGUUUCAAGCGGCCAAAAGCCCGACGAAGCUACCUAUGUCAAUGUUAUGAUUGCUUCUAGUAGAGAAGGCCACAUUGUGGCCGUAGAAAAUGUCCUGAAAACAGUGUGGAAUAUCGACGUCGAGUUGAUACUGACUCGUGAGGAUCCUGCCAACAUCCCUCCCGUUACACAGUUCAACCCCACAGACCCGCUACAUCCUACAUCUCGCAUCUUGUAUGCAGUUUCGCACAUCUUUGGCUCGAACAACGAUCUUUCCACCGCGCUUCGACUUGUUGACUUCAUUUCUACCCAUUACAAAAUUCCUAUUCCCGACUCCGUCUGGUUGGAAUUAAUCGAAUGGGCCUAUGUCUUGUCCGUCAAGAGGUGGGGUCCUAGAGCUGAGGAAAACAGCGUGGGGAAGGUUCCCAAGGAAACUGUCAAGAGACUGUUUGAUACAAUGACCUCUAGUCCAUAUAAUGUGAAGCCGACGCUACCACUAUACGACAUGCUCAUUUCCACAUCCUGGUCACGAUGCAAUCUUGACGAUACUUUGAAAUAUAUGCGCGAAGGAUAUGCAUUAUUCCAGGAAUCCUUAAGGAGAAGAAAUACGGCGAAAUACGCGUUCGUUGAUCAUCUUUUGAAUUUCCUACCAGAAAAAAUUCGAACGCAGGUCACGCUGAAGAAUAACUACCAGCGCUUAAUAACCAACCUCCAAAAAUCUGGCUUAGGGGCGCGAAUGGGAAAUUAUACAAGUGCGCCGCUUGACCCAGUCGCUAGAAAUGAAGCUAUUCGAGAAGCCAAAAGAGCACAAUAUCAACUAGACCUGGCUAAUCGGCUGAUGCCAUACUGGCGUGAAGAGGCUAAGGCCAAAGAAACGGGGAUGGCUCCUAGCUAUCUUAACCGGAGGUGGGUAAGAAGGCAACUUUCUCGGUUGAACGCGAUUGAAGCGGAGGACCCAAUGGACCCGGACCUGGCCAACGACACAGAGGAAGUCGACACGCCGGCGGUCAGUCUAUCCAUGAUAAAGGAGUACAGAGCCAUGAAGGCUGCCUUCAAUUUAGAGCAACUGAAUACCAGCCGAGAUGCAUCAUUUAUCGAGCGAUGGGUGCGGCUACUGAUUGUUGGCAGACGAUGGGUCCCGGACACUGACCGUUGGGAACGCCAACUCCUCCCGCGCUUCCUGCGGGAGUGGGAAGCAUUUCUACCGGAGAACGUAUACUAUAAGACUAGAGGAGGGAUUGUGGAGUUCCUUCCUAUCAGCUUCUGGCCCCACGGCAAACGUGAGCGCCCGGAGAAGGGCGUCACUGAUCGGGAACUUGGUCUGUACGAUUCAGACGAGGGCGUAUUGCUCACGGAUUACUUUGAAAUCAUUGGCGAACGUCCGAAUGCGCGCCUGGAUGAUUCCCACGACACAGAGUUUUAUGAGCUGGAUGCUGCGCGAACAUACUAG
This is a messenger RNA of Histoplasma capsulatum G186AR, 2403 nucleotides long. RefSeq lists its product as uncharacterized. The record is from RefSeq and is a predicted model, not a curated record. The transcript has a single exon. Lineage: Eukaryota; Fungi; Ascomycota; Eurotiomycetes; Onygenales; Ajellomycetaceae. Bases 1 to 2403 code for a protein of 800 amino acids. Gene Ontology annotation, molecular function: protein binding.